AUGACUGCCGCCGAACAGCUCCCUCUUCAAGCCUCUCCGGCUUCCACUCCCGGCAAGGACCAGCAGCACGUCGUCCGACGUCGCAGAAAGUCAAGCUUGCGAGGUCACGGUCAGCCCUCGUCCGCCGCAGCCAAGCAGGACAAACUCGACAAGCUCUCCAAGCGCAGUCGCGCUCGCGCAAUCCUCCGCCGCUGCAAGCACAUCGCCAUCAAGCACACAUGGACGACUCCUCUCGUCCUCGCCCUUGCUUUCCUGUCAACCUACGCCGUCAAUCCCACAGAAUCCAACAUUGUCCACAAGUUCAUCUUCCUGUCCUACAAGCUGCCCCAGGCCGCCGAUGAUGACUCCCCGGCGCAGUACGGAAAGGGUCCUUGGGACAUUGCCUUUGUCUUCUUCUACUCAAUCGUCCUGAGCUUCACCCGCGAGUUCGUCAUGCAGGAGCUCCUCCGUCCGCUGGCCAAGUUCUACAACAUCCGCUCCCGGGGCAAGCAGCUGCGCUUCAUGGAGCAGGGAUACACUGCCAUCUACUUUGCGAUUCUCGGCCCCGCCGGCUUGUACGUCAUGAGCCGCACUCCGGUUUGGUACUUCAACACCACCGGCAUGUACGAGUCCUUCCCCCACAAGACCCAUGAGGCCGUCGUCAAGUUCUACUACCUCUUCGAGGCCGCCUACUGGGCCCAGCAGGCCCUCGUCAUGCUCCUCGGCAUGGAGAAGCCGCGCAAGGACUACUACGAGCUCGUCGCCCAUCACAUUGUCACUCUUGCCCUCAUCGGUCUCAGCUACCGCUUUCACUUCACCUACAUGGGUAUCGCCGUGUACUUGACACACGACAUCAGUGAUUUCUUCAUGGCUGCAAGUCUUCCCGCGCGUAACCCUCCCCGAGGAGCCUAG
Colletotrichum truncatum is the source of this 891-nucleotide messenger RNA. Its product is annotated as sphingosine n-acyltransferase lac1. Gene Ontology annotation, biological process: ceramide biosynthetic process. Gene Ontology annotation, cellular component: membrane. Gene Ontology annotation, molecular function: sphingosine N-acyltransferase activity. Lineage: Eukaryota; Fungi; Ascomycota; Sordariomycetes; Glomerellales; Glomerellaceae. The record is from RefSeq and is a predicted model, not a curated record.